This is a messenger RNA of Aspergillus terreus NIH2624, 1767 nucleotides long. Its product is annotated as replication factor A subunit protein RFA1. The record is from RefSeq and is a predicted model, not a curated record. The coding region runs from base 1 to 1767 and encodes 588 amino acids. NCBI's taxonomy places the organism in Eukaryota, Fungi, Ascomycota, Eurotiomycetes, Eurotiales, Aspergillaceae. The transcript has 6 exons. Gene Ontology annotation, biological process: telomere maintenance via telomerase; nucleotide-excision repair; meiotic cell cycle. Gene Ontology annotation, cellular component: DNA replication factor A complex; nucleus. Gene Ontology annotation, molecular function: damaged DNA binding; single-stranded telomeric DNA binding.
AUGGCAUCAGACCCAGCUUCCCAUAUAACUGUCGGUGCCCUCAGUGCCAUCUUCGAUGAGACAAAGCCACAAGUCCGCGAACCCAUCGUCCAGUGUGUCCAGAUCAAACCGUUGCCACCUCAACAGAACAACCAAGAGCGAUACCGAGCUGUCUUCAGCGAUAUCUCGAACUAUGUCCAGACUAUGCUCGCCACACAAGCCAACCCCUUUGUCACUAGCGGACUGCUUCGCAGGGGUUGUUUUGUCAAGCUCAAGUCAUUCCAAGCCAAUUCCGUUAAGGGAAAGAAGAUUCUCAUCAUUCUAGACCUUGAGGUGCUGCAAGAGCUUGGCGAAGCCGAGAAAAUUGGCGAGCCUAAGCCUCUUGAGAGCAAGGCUGAAGACGAGGAGAAACCUCAGCCUACCACAAUUUCUAGUAAUGGAUUCUACGGGUCAAAGACGCAGGGAGCGCAAGCCCAAACGACCAACAGGGCUCCAGCUCGGCCUCCUGUUGCCCCCGGGCACGCAACGAUGUAUCCGAUUGAAGCUAUUUCACCAUACUGCCACAAAUGGACCAUCAAGGCGCGCUGCACUAGCAAGACAAAUAUCAAGACCUGGCAGAACACAAAAUCUACAGGCAAGUUGUUUAGCGUCAAUCUGUUGGAUGACAGUGGCGAAAUCCGAGCGACCGGGUUCAAUGAACAGUGCGAUGCGCUGUACGAUCUGUUCCAAGAAGGAGGUGUCUAUUAUAUUUCCACCCCUUGCCGUGUUCAGAUUGCCAAAAAACAGUUCACGAAUCUGAAUAAUGAUUACGAGCUCACUUUUGAACGGGACACCGUUGUUGAAAAGGCCGAAGAUCAGAGCGACGUCCCCCAGGUCCGUUUCAAUUUUACAACAAUAGGCGACCUUCAGUCUGUUGAGAAAGACACCACCAUCGACGUUAUUGGUGUCUUGAAGGAAGCGGGUGAAUGUUCCCAAAUUGUGUCCAAGACCACAAGCAAGCCUUACAACAAGCGUGAGCUUACCUUGGUGGACAAUACUGGAUUUUCUGUUCGCUUAACGAUUUGGGGUGCAACGGCUAUGGACUUUAAUGUCUCCCCCGAAGCCGUUGUAGCUUUCAAAGGAGUUAAAGUCUCUGAUUUUGGAGGCAGAAGCCUGAGUUUGCUAAGCUCUGGCUCCAUGACAGUUGACCCGGACAUUGAAGAGGCUCACCGACUCAAGGGCUGGUACGAUGCGCAAGGCAGGGACGAAAACUUUACUUCCCAUGCUUCCUUGUCGAGUGCAACCACGUCUACAAUGAAAGCAGACAGCUUCAAGACCAUUGGCCAGGUCAAGGAAGAGCAGCUGGGCAUGUCCGAAGAUGCUGCCUACUUCUCUCUGAAAGCCACUGUCAUCUAUAUCAAACAGGAAAAUGUGUACUAUCCGGCCUGCCUAUCAGAAGGCUGCAACAAAAAGGUGACGGAGCUCGACCCUGGACAAUGGCACUGCGAACGCUGUGAAAAAACCUAUCCUCAUCCGGAGUAUCGCUACAUCAUGCUCAUCAACGUCAGCGAUCAUACCGGCCAGCUUUGGCUCAGCUGCUUUGACGAAGUGGGCAGACUGAUGAUGGGCACUUCCGCUAAUGAACUGUCUGCAUUGCGCGAGAACGAUGAGAAGGCAGCGGGCGAGAUCUUUCAGAAUGCCAAUUGCCGUACCUGGAACUUCAGGUGCCGUGCGAAAACUGACCACUUUGAUGGACAACAACGGAUCCGUUACCAAGUGUCAUCGGCGAAACCGGGUAAACUAUUCUGA